GGUGGAGAUAUAGCUACGAGCUAUCUCGCUGUUACCUAGGUGUGUGAGAUUUUACGAUAUGAGUUCAUCAUACUUCACUUAAUGCCCGAAUAAAAGUGCUUACCUUUUUGUGUUUUGUUCAUUUGCUGGCUUUGUUGGCGUGGUCUCGUUCGCUCUCCACGUUACAGGGAGCAGAUAUCACUACCGCCAAUGACCAAUAGGGGGGUCAGCAUGAAAGCUCACGCUGUGCCGUUUCAGUGUGGACAUAUGCACUUUGGAAAUUUGACCGUAGUUCUUUUCUGUACGACAUUACAAUUUACCUUACCUCACUUACCUUACCAUUCAUCUACUGCAAUAUUAUCAUCUAUCGAUCGUUCUUAACCGUUUCGUAUACAACAUCAUACAUCUCUUGUGUUCGCAACUUCAUGCCGAUCCAAUUGUUUCCGAUCAAAAAGUUAAGCUGCAAGCAAAUAUCCAUCUAUCCAUAGAAUUCAACAUCAAGACGGUCUACAUACAUGUAAUAAUGUCUGUGAGACGGACAAGAUCGGUAUCUAAGUGGAAAGAAGUCCUGGGCUUCGACGAGGGGUUCUACCCCACAUCCGAAACUCCUCCUCCAUAUCAUCGUUACGAAUCCCCCGAAUCCAUCUAUGAAUCAGUAGGGUCUAUCAGUCCUACUGUAUCCUACUAUCAUGAGACGCUCGAAGAACUCACUCCCAAAUUCCAAUAUCACGACGCACCAGAAGUCGUAGAUCACAGUUACAAUGAUGCGCCCGAGGUGAUAGAUACUCCUCUCGAUUAUACCUAUUCAGAUGCUCCGGAAGUAGUGAUAGGACCUUCAGAUGCCCUAAGGGCAGUUAUAAAAUCUUCAGAUGCUCCGGAAGCAGUUAUUCGAUCCCCCACUUCAUCUACUUUUUCACAAACCCCCAUAUCAGCGAUAACGUCGAGAUUUAAUACCACUACUCCUGCGGCGCAUGCACCGAGCAAUACUGCGUCUCAUACCCCGAUCAAUCCUGCUAGUUCCGGAAUCAGAUUUCCACGGGAUUUAACUUUUACGAGGAAUUCGAUAUAUGAUAUUCUUCUCUCGCCAUCGUCAGCACAACCAGUGAGCAAUGGUCGGAAACCUGCCUCUUCACCACCACCACUCUUCUACAUAACAAUCCAUCAAUCCACACCACAGAGCGUUCCAGCCCUACCGCCUCCCAGCAAUCCCAAUAAACCGGAUAUAGCGCUCCAUUCCACCGCAUCGCCCAAUUCACCUCUCCUUGCCUUUGCAAGCUUCAACACCGUCACCCUCAUAACAGAUAUAACCACCCUCCCACCACCCACGCGCCCGCUCUCUCCCCUCACACCCCCCUCAUCCUCCUCACACCCCUCAAAACCCAUCGUUCCACCUCCAACAACCUACAACCUUCCUACCUCCCCCAGCGACUCCCUCACAUUCGGCGUCCGAUCCCAAGGUUACAAGACCGAAAAACUCGUCCCUACCGGCGGAAUCUUUACCGCCGAGCGCUACGCCUUCUACCACACGCUUCCCCGUACGUUCGUCAAAGAGAAAUUCGAAUGGCGCCAAGUAUCCUCAUCUUCUUCCGCUCCACAUGUCGGACUGGCUGCCGUGCCCGAGGAAAUGACUAGCAAGAAAGGCGGGGUAAAAAUGAAGCUAAUGCGCUGUUCUACUGGUGAGACAAUCGCUGUGUAUGUCGGGGUUGGGAAUGAAGACUGGGCGGACAAGGAGCGGAAACGACGGCCGAGAAAGGAAAGGGGAAAGGUGUUAGGGAUGAUGAGGUGGUUGGAGCUCGAGAGUGGAAGCGCCGGGUUGGGAGAUGAGUUUGAGUUGAUGGGAGUGAUGAGUGUGUUAGGGGUGAUGGAAAGAUGGAGGAGGGUGAUGAAUGUGCAGAAACAGUUGGGGAUGUUUACGUCGUGAGAGCAGGAUGUGGAAACACGAUGUUUCAUGAGAAAUGAAGAUAGAUGUAGACGAAAGUGGAGAGUUCAAUUGCAGAUGCAGAGGCAGCAAAAAUUGUACAUGAGAUUGAAGAACAGUAAAGACGUUCAGCGGUGGAUUUGGCAUGUAUUUAGCAGGGGAUUUUACAUUCUGAUGUAUGUUAUGUCAUGUACUUUAUAUACUUAUAAGUUAGUACGUUGUAUAUGUUAUAGUAUUUUAUGAAAUAUUCAAAAAAGGGUAUGGAAGAGCAAUAAUUGAAGAGAGUUUUCCCA
Molecule: messenger RNA, 2190 nt
Organism: Botrytis cinerea B05.10
Lineage: Eukaryota; Fungi; Ascomycota; Leotiomycetes; Helotiales; Sclerotiniaceae
Exons: 1
Coding region: 503-1900 (465 amino acids)
Source: RefSeq, a predicted model, not a curated record